AUGUCGUCAAAAGCAAAGAAAAAAACCACCGCCCCCAAUGCUGCGCCAGCAGAGGGAAAGAAAAUAAAGGUCCCGAAACUGUUCAUCACAAGACCGACUCUGAAGAGCCAUACGACCGUGUACCUACACCCAGAGAUCGCGCAGGCAUUGGAGCUUUCGCCUGGCCAGUUCGUGGUGGUAUCCAAGGAAGGUGGCUCUGAUGUUCUCACAUUGGUUGACCAUACAGACGAAUCCGAGGAGCUCAACGUGGUCCUUGUUCCAAAGGCAACGCGCGCGUUGGCGGGCCUUCUCUUGGGAGACCGUAUCUCCAUCAGCAGAUACCAGAAACAGGUGCCGUUUGCACAAGCUGUGCGUGCACGAAUCGAGGGCCGGAUCGACGAGAAAUCGGCGAAGGCCGCUUUGAAGAAAGCAGGUUUGCUUCAUCCGGGGCUCCUGAUCCCGUGCAAAGACCUGACGAUCCGGGUCGUGGGAAUCGACCUGAACGCCUCUUCGGCCAGUUCCAUAGCCUCUGUCUCGGCCCAAAUGGCCGGGCUUUCCAUCUCAGAAGCGAGUAAAGAGCUUUUUGUGUCGCCGCCUCAUCUCUGCAUCCCAAACACGGACAUUGGCAUCGUGGACUAUGAUGUUGACCCCACGCAGUUCCCCAGACUACCACGCCCUUAUGCAUUUGACCAGGUGGGUGGGCUCGAUAAGCCCAUCUCGCUUCUCCGCUCCACGGUCCAGAUCCCGCUUCAUCACGCCUCCUUGUUCCUGGACUUUGGCAUAUCCCCACCACGCGGCAUUCUCUUGCAUGGACCCCCCGGAACCGGCAAAACCAUGCUUCUUCGUUGCGUGGCGCAUGAAUCCGAUGCCCACGUGCUCAUGGUCAACGGGCCGCUGAUUGUGUCAAAGUACUUGGGAGAGACCGAAAAUGCAUUGCGUGACUUGUUUGCCGAGGCCGUCAGAUACCAGCCAGCAAUCAUAUUCAUGGAUGAGAUCGAUUCGUUGGCUCCCAAGAGAGGCCUGGAAGACGCAGGAGAAACCGAGUCCCGAGUGGUAGCGACGCUCUUGACCAUGAUGGACGGCAUGGGUGAUGCGGGCAGAGUUGUUGUUGUUGGAGCGACAAACAGGCCGAACUCCAUUGAUCCUGCCUUGAGACGCCCCGGCCGUUUCGACCAAGAAGUCGAGGUUGGAAUCCCGGACGUCGAGGCCCGUGCGGACAUCUUGAGAAAACAGCUAGCCAAGAUGAACCAACAGAAAUGCCAAAUUCUGGAGGACGACGUCAUAACCAUCGCGUCCAAGACACAUGGCUACGUAGGUGCCGACUUGUCGGCCUUGUGCCGGGAGGGUGUAAUGAAGGCCAUUGCCCGAGGAAUCCAAGGCCUGGAUACGGGUGACGGGAAUUCUUCGGGCAUGGCCAACUUGGCCCACAUCGACCAUCUCGACCCUCUGACUAAAGUUGAAUGUCGUGACCUCGAAGCCGCACUCGUGGACAUACGCCCAUCUGCCAUGCGUGAAAUCUUUUUGGAGAUGCCCAAAGUCUCGUGGAGCGAUAUCUCUGGACAGCAUGAGUUGAAACAGAAACUCACAGAAGUUGUCCAGUUGCCUCUUGAAGCGGCAGAAACGUUUCUGCGCUUGGGUAUAUCUUCCCCUAAAGGUGUGUUGUUGUAUGGGCCCCCAGGAUGUUCCAAGACUCUCACAGCCAAGGCUUUGGCCUCGGAGUCUGGGCUCAACUUCUUGGCCGUGAAAGGCCCUGAGAUCUUCAACAAAUACGUCGGUGAGAGUGAACGCACCAUCAGAGAGAUCUUCAGAAAAGCACGCGCAGCUGCUCCCUCCAUUAUUUUCUUUGAUGAGAUAGACGCACUUGCAUCUUCCAGAGAAGACGCCUCGACCCUGGCUUCCCAAAAUGUUCUCACGUCGUUGCUUAACGAAAUCGAUGGUGUCGAAGAACUUAAAGGAGUGGUUGUGGUUGCUGCCACCAAUAGGCCAUCGGAGAUUGACUCUGCCUUGUUGCGCCCAGGUCGUCUUGACAGACACAUCUACGUUUCACCUCCCGACCUUGAAGCUCGGUUGGACCUCAUCACCAAGAAAUGCACCAAGUUUGAUGUGCGUGAUUCAGAAGCGUUGUUUACAAAGCUAGCGCAAUCCACAGAAGGCUGUUCGGGUGCCGAGGUGGCGCUUCUAUGUCAAGAGGCGGGGCUUGCGGCGAUCAUGGAGAACAAAAACACACACAACGUUGAGGAGCGCCAUUUCGAACAUGCGUUGAAGGGGAUCUCCCGGGGUAUCACACCGGAGAUGCUUGAAUACUACAAGGACUUUGCCCACCGCAGUGGAUUGAGCAUGUGA
This is a messenger RNA of Metschnikowia bicuspidata var. bicuspidata NRRL YB-4993, 2322 nucleotides long. Its product is annotated as AAA family ATPase. The transcript has a single exon. The record is from RefSeq and is a predicted model, not a curated record. NCBI's taxonomy places the organism in Eukaryota, Fungi, Ascomycota, Pichiomycetes, Serinales, Metschnikowiaceae. Gene Ontology annotation, cellular component: cytoplasm. Gene Ontology annotation, molecular function: ATP binding; ATP hydrolysis activity. Bases 1 to 2322 code for a protein of 773 amino acids.